AAAACCCUCCUUCCUCGCGCCGGUCAGAUUCCGCAAAACAGUCAGCGCGGUGCGGUGUACUUUCUGUGUUGACAUAUUAAUAACAACAACAACAACGACAAACAACAGCCACAAGAUGGCCCAGUGGCAGGAACUGCUGCAGCUGGACUCAGCACUCCAGGGCCGCGUGAGCCAGCUGUAUGAGAGGAAAUUCCCCAGAGAGAUCCGCCACUGUCUUUGUGUCCUGAUCGAGGGCCAGGACUGGGAUUUGGCAGCUGUGGAUGAAAAUAUGGCAAGCACUUGUUUCCAUGCACUCCUGGUUUAUUUGGAAGAACAGAGGAAACGGUCGGUCCAGGACAACACUAUUUUGCAGGGACCGGAUUUUCCAGGGAUGAAAGACUACUUGCUGAAAAACUUUCAAGAUCAGCCACUGAACUUGGCCGUAAUCCUCUCUGAAUGCCUAAAGGAGGAAAAGAACAUCCUUGCUUCAGCCUAUGAAACACAGGGUUGUGGCAGUCCAGCCAUUGAACACAAAUGGAGAGAGUUGGACAACAAAGUCAAGGAGCUAAAAAGGCAGACUUUGGAGGUAAAGAAAGAAAUUAAGUCGCUGGAGGUCCUAAAUGAAAAGCUUGACUACAUAAUGAAGACCUGGCAGAGCAGAGUGGAGCAGCAUAUUGGAUUGGCAGAUUCCCAUGCUGUUGUGGAAGAGGAAUGUCUUAAGCGGGCCAACUUUAUCAGUCAAACAAAGCAGAUGGUGCUGCAGCAGAUAAUGAACAUUUUGGUACUGGCAGUGCAGGCCGUUGAAAGUCUCACAGAUGUGGAGCUGCCUGAGUGGAAGCGCAGGCAGCAGAUGGCCUGCAUUGGAAGUCCAGUUGACACCUGUCUGGACCGUCUGCAGGAGUGGUUCACGGCUGUGGCAGAAGUGCUACUACGAGUAGGGGAAGAGCUGCAGAAACUGCAAGACCAGAACAAGAAAUACAACAGCACAGACGCCUCCAACCUCCCUAAUCCCAUGGAAGAAAUUGAGCAAUUCGCUCGGCGCUUGCUCACAAAACUUCUUGCAAAUGCCCUAGUGGUUGAGAUACAACCUUUCAUGUCAAGUUUACCACAACGACCGCUAAUUCUUAAGACCGGGGUGCGGUUCACAGUGACAUUGAGGUUCUUAGCAAACCUCCCAGAAUUCAAGUGCCUGCUCAAAGUCAAACCUGUAUUUGACAAGGAUGUUGAAGAACCCAUGACCGUUAACGGGUUCCGUCACUUUGACUUCAACAGGGAUGACUGUAAGGUGUUGGACGUGGACACACCAGGUGGAGGCUUGGUGGCAGAAUUUGGUAACCUGUCACUUAAGGAAAGAAAAGCCAGAGGAAAAGGAACGAAUGAGAGUCGUCUGGCAGUCACUGAAGAACUCCACAUCAUUAAGUUUGUGACAGGGCUUCAGCAUGCUGGACUCAAGUGUAACAUCGAGGCCAGCUCCCUACCUGUGGUUGUCAUCUCCAGUACCAAUCAGAUCUCCAGUGCCUGGGCCUCUGUCAUGUGGUGCAACAUGCUGUCCACCAGUGAACCGAGGAACCUGUUGUUGUUUGUCGACCCGCCUCCGCUCAUGUGGCAGCAGCUGGGACAGGCUCUGAGCUGGCAAUUUUUGUCCGUUGGGCAACGGGAGCUUGACGAAAACCAGCUCUCCAUGCUGAGAGACAAAAUUGCGGAUAAUCCUGAUGGUGUGGUUCACUGGAGCAAUUUCUCCAAGAACGAAAGUGCCUGGAUUUGGAUUGAUGGAAUCCUUAAUUUGAUCAAAAGACACUUGGUGGAUCUUUGGCGGGACGGUUUCAUCAUGGGGUUCGUGAGCAGGAAGAGAACACGCGUCCUGUUGCAGGAAAAACAGCCCGGGACUUUUCUGCUCCGCUUUAGCGAGAGCAACAAAGACGGAGCCAUCACCUUCAGCUGGGUUGAGCACUCCAACGGUGAGACCCAUGUGCAUGCAGUAGAGCCAUACACCAAGCAGGAGCUGUCGGCCGUUUCUCUGCCAGACAUCAUUUCCCGCUACAGUCUGAGAGCCCAGUGGAACGUGACCAGGAAUCCUCUGCUCUAUCUUUACCCAGACAUCCCCAAAGACACUGCCUUUGGACGCUACUACAACAACUCUGAAAUGUCGGCACCUAAAAAGGUCGUAGAUGGCUACCUCGACAGAAGAUUAGCUUCUUUUUCAGACAGUCCCACACCACCUGGAUCUCCACCGAGGGAGAUGAGCAUGGACAUGGAGACAAAUAUGGAGAUUCAUCAUAUGUUAAUGGAACUCUCAUCCGAUUUAUUCGAGUUACCUGAACUCCCUGACAUCUACACAUCUCAUCUAGAGUGUCAGUGAAGAUUCUCAGUCAUCCAGGUUCUAGUUAUCCAGGUUAAGUUGAUUUUAAUCUUGGAUUCUACCGAGAGAAGCCAUCAACUCAGACUCAGACUUCAUUGAUCUUCGUAGCUCCUUCUGAAAACGUGCCGGGUCAGUGUGUCAGAAUCACCAAGUUGUCAAAAUGGGAAAUUUGAUUCAUCAAAUACAAGCAAGCAAUUUUUUGGUGCAGGUGCCAAUAAUACAAAUUAAAAAAAACAGAAAAUGGUCAUUUACUAUAAAAAUGGAAAAACGUCAUAAAAACAGCCAGUCUUGGAUCCUGGACUUCCUAAUUAACAACAGUGCGACUGACUAAAGCGUAGCCUAGAAAUUUGAAUGUAAUAAAAAUAAUUCUGUAUGUUUUUAAUUGUGUGCUGGGUUAUAUGUGUUGUAUUUUCUGUACUUUGGGAGAAGCUAAAAUCUAAUGUCCCCUGACAAACUGUUUAGUGGUUUCCUAUUGUACUGUUUAAAAGUGACUUUAGGUCCUUUAUCACUUUUUAAAUUGUAAUUUUUUUUAAUAUAUUCAGUUCCAUAUUGAACAUUGAGCCUUGGAACAUAAAAAAGCAAUGCUGUACUGUCUGUUCUUAUUGGUUUUGUUUAUUUAAAUAAACAUAUCUGAUUGCCAAUGCCAAA
Messenger RNA from Micropterus salmoides (largemouth bass), 2986 nucleotides. RefSeq names its product signal transducer and activator of transcription 1-alpha/beta-like. The record is from RefSeq and is a predicted model, not a curated record. Gene Ontology annotation, molecular function: RNA polymerase II cis-regulatory region sequence-specific DNA binding; DNA-binding transcription factor activity, RNA polymerase II-specific. Lineage: Eukaryota; Metazoa; Chordata; Actinopteri; Centrarchiformes; Centrarchidae. Gene Ontology annotation, biological process: regulation of cell population proliferation; cell surface receptor signaling pathway via JAK-STAT; response to peptide hormone. The transcript has 24 exons. Bases 116 to 2338 code for a protein of 740 amino acids.